Hypomesus transpacificus is the source of this 2415-nucleotide messenger RNA. RefSeq names its product phosphoribosyl pyrophosphate synthetase 1A (gene prps1a). The transcript has 7 exons. Gene Ontology annotation, molecular function: magnesium ion binding; ribose phosphate diphosphokinase activity; ATP binding. Gene Ontology annotation, cellular component: cytoplasm; ribose phosphate diphosphokinase complex. Gene Ontology annotation, biological process: 5-phosphoribose 1-diphosphate biosynthetic process; ribonucleoside monophosphate biosynthetic process; purine nucleotide biosynthetic process. Lineage: Eukaryota; Metazoa; Chordata; Actinopteri; Osmeriformes; Osmeridae. The record is from RefSeq and is a predicted model, not a curated record. The coding region runs from base 203 to 1165 and encodes 320 amino acids.
GUACGUCUCAUCUCACGGUAGCCGUGGAUUGUCACGUAUGAUGAAAUAGCUAGAUACAACACUCAUUGGUUAGCUUUAACUGCUCAUAAGUUAGCUUAAUUAGAGAACCAUCUUACAGUUCGUCCAGAGGUAGAAGUGGUGUCAUUUCGAAGUUUGAAUUUAGUGAGUCUGAAUAAAGACAGGAGUGGUAUCGCUAUAUAAAAUGUCUAAUAUAAAAAUCUUCGGCGGCAGCUCUCAUCCGGAUCUUUCAACGAGAAUAGCAGAAAGAUUGGGACUUGAACUGGGAAAGGUUGUGACAAAAAAAUUCAGCAACCAGGAAACUUGUGUUGAGAUUGGAGAAAGUGUCAGAGGAGAGGAUGUCUACAUUGUUCAGAGUGGUUGUGGUGAGAUCAACGAUAACUUGAUGGAGCUUCUCAUCAUGAUAAAUGCGUGUAAGAUAGCCUCAGCCUCACGAGUGACCGCAGUCAUCCCCUGUUUCCCAUACGCAAGACAAGACAAGAAGGACAAGGUGGGGAGUCGUGCCCCCAUCUCUGCAAAACUGGUGGCUAACAUGUUGUCAGUAUCUGGAGCUGACCAUAUCAUCACCAUGGACCUCCAUGCAUCCCAGAUACAGGGCUUUUUCGAUAUCCCCGUGGACAAUCUCUAUGCUGAGCCAGCUGUGCUGAAAUGGAUUAAAGAGAACAUCAGCGAGUGGAAGAAUUGCACCAUCGUGUCACCAGACGCAGGAGGUGCAAAGAGGGUCACAUCCAUCGCAGACAGGCUGAAUGUGGAUUUUGCACUCAUCCACAAAGAAAGGAAGAAGGCUAAUGAAGUGGACCGCAUGGUUCUGGUUGGGGAUGUGAAGGACAGAGUGGCCAUCCUUGUUGACGAUAUGGCAGACACCUGUGGCACUAUAUGCCAUGCGGCAGACAAGCUUGUGUCAGCCGGUGCCACGAAAGUCUACGCUAUCUUGACCCACGGGAUUUUCUCUGGCCCCGCAAUCUCUCGCAUCAACGAUGCUUCUUUUGAAGCAGUGGUUGUCACAAAUACAAUCCCUCAGGAGGACAAGAUGAAGCUGUGUUCAAAAAUACAGGUUAUUGACAUCUCCAUGAUCCUCGCGGAGGCUAUCCGCCGGACACAUAACGGAGAAUCAGUGUCGUAUCUCUUCAGCCACGUUCCCUUGUAGGAACACCUCAUACGUUCUGCGCCGUACCCUGUCAGACCUGGGAACCUGUACCCAUGGAGGCAUAGAACGCCACCUUCUCUGCCCGCUCACUCCUUCCCAUGUUGGGCAAAGGGAUGAAAGUAGUUAGGGAAUACUCUAACCCCCGAUUAGAUCUUUUUUUUUUAUGGAGAGGGUUCUUUCAACCUUACCAUGUUUGAGGCUUUCAUCGUGUUACAUUGCACUAGCUCUCAAUUGGUUUCACUAUUGGACAUUCCCAACGCAGACCCUUUGGUGUAGUUACUUAGCUUCUGUUGGUAUGCCAAGGUGAUUCGUCAAGGCAUUAUCAAUGGAAAGACUGGAAACUCUAGCUAAAGCUGCUGCUGAUGCCAUAUUUCGGAGAAAAUGUAUACUCCAAAACAAUGGGUUACAAUUUGAGCUUGUUCUCUUAUGUCAAAGAUAUUUUGGGGAUUCUGGGAGGAUGGGAGUUUGCCAGCCUAACUGUUUCCUAGCUUUUGAGUUUGUCAAUUGCUGUUUAAUAGAAUGAUGGUUGUACACGAUUUCAUGUGUUUGUGUUUACAGUCAUGCUCAGCCAUUUUAUUGCUACACAAAGCUUGAUGUUCUACAUGCCAUAUUCUUGCAUACAAUUUCAGUUAAAUAUCCAAGUGUCCUUAAUUCUAUACCUUGGCGCGUGAUAUGAAACAUUUGGAUGCUGAUCAAUUUGGUGAUUCAUGUAUUAGUUUCUGUGCCCACAUUUAAUGACUGAUGCAAGUUUCAUGCAUGUUUUUAUUUUUUUUUCUCCCCUGCACAGAAAGCAAUAACGCUUAUAUGCAUGUAAAUUCAAACAGCUAUAAAUGUGCUGUAGCUUGCGUGGUUACAGAGAAGUGAAAGUGCCACUGCUUGGUCAGCACUAAUUCAAAAUUGCUAAUUCACCCAUUCAUCUCAUUUUUUGUUUACUUUUUUCAGCAUGGAGUGGUUUUAUUUUUUAUUAAUUGUCAUUGUCACUAAAAGCAAUACGGUACACGAGUAUGUACUAAGAAAAAAAAAAAAGAAUUUACUGCUGUUCAACUAAUUCGUGAUUUUAAUAGGGUUUAUGUACAGGGCACUGCUCUUUGACCCCAUGUCGAUUAAUUUGAAGAUGCCUGUUGCCUUAAUGUUAAAUAUUGAAGGUUGACAUAAAUGUAUCCCCAUAUCUGGUAUGAACCUGCUUUCUCCUUGGAGACCGAUAUGAAUGUAUUGUGUGAUAGAUUUAAGAUCAAUAAAAUAGCCUACAU